AUGCUUUUCUUCAGCUGGGUGGGUUAUGAGCAUGCCUCCUACCAGGGACAGCAGUUCGUGCUGGAGAGGGGAGAGUACCCCCAGUGUGAUGCUUUUGGAGGUAGCAAUGCCUAUCACAUUGAGAGAAUGACUUCCUUCAGGCCCAUUGCCUGUGCUAACCACAGAGAGUGUCGUAUGACUAUCUACGAGCGUGAGAACUUCAUGGGCCGUAAGGGUGAGCUUAGCGACGAUUAUCCCUCCCUCCAGGCCAUGGGCUGGUGCAACAAUGAAGUUGGCUCUUUCAGGAUCCAGUCUGGAGCAUUCGUGUGCUACCAGUACCCUGGUUAUCGUGGAUACCAGUAUAUCAUGGAGUGUGAUCGUCACUGUGGAGAGUACAAACACUUCAGGGAGUUUGGCUCCCACUGCCAGACCCCUCAGAUCCAGUCCAUCCGCCGUAUUCAGCAGUAACAACUUAUCCAAACCCUUUCUCCCAUGUGACCCUUCACCUUUGACCCUUGCUUCUUCCCAGUGCUGAAUAAACUGUCUUUCUUAAACCCUA
Sphaeramia orbicularis (orbiculate cardinalfish) is the source of this 538-nucleotide messenger RNA. RefSeq names its product beta-crystallin A3-like. Lineage: Eukaryota; Metazoa; Chordata; Actinopteri; Kurtiformes; Apogonidae. The coding region runs from base 1 to 447 and encodes 148 amino acids. Gene Ontology annotation, biological process: visual perception; lens development in camera-type eye. The record is from RefSeq and is a predicted model, not a curated record. Gene Ontology annotation, molecular function: structural constituent of eye lens. The transcript is spliced from 3 exons.